Molecule: messenger RNA, 1806 nt
Organism: Symbiodinium sp. CCMP2456
Lineage: Eukaryota; Dinophyceae; Suessiales; Symbiodiniaceae
Source: the annotation of a GenBank genome assembly
AUGGCCGAGGAUGACGAACCUGAAUCGGAAACAAGCAAUCUGGUCUGGGUAAACAGUUUGCUCAGGGCUCUUUGGCCAAAGGCCACGGCAGCCUUGGUGGCCUUCGCCCGCAAUGAGCUAACAUCCAAGCUACAGCAUGGACUGCCGCUUCCCUUCAAGCGUGCACACUUUGCAAGGUUCUCUCUUGGGGACGGGGUUCCCAGCUUUGGUCCGAUUGAUGUCAUUCGUCGAUCUGACAGCCACAUAUGCAUUGAGGUGGAAAUGCGCUAUUUCAGCAUCGUGGACAUUCUGCUGUCGGGGUAUGAAGGGUCGGGUGUGUCGGUGGGAGUUCAACAGAUUAGAUUCCAUGGAAGGUUGUGCAUGGAAAUGAAGCCGGUCCUGGACACCUGGCCAGUUGUUGGUGCCGUUUUGAUAUCCUUUGCUGGACAACCGCAGUUGGAGUUGGAGUUUAAGGGCAUUGCAGACGCUCCUCUGCCGGGUUUGGCCAAGAAGAUUCAAGGCAUCGUGGAUGCCUCACUGUCCCAUUUUGUGCUUCCGAAUUGCAAGUGCAUCCGCCUCACGACUGAUGAGCGUUUGUUGAAUUUGGCGGCUUGCGGCAGGGAGCCCAUCGGUGUCCUUGAAGUGCGAGUUUUACGGGGCAUCAACUUGGCAGGUGCCAACUGGCGCGUGGCGAUGGGCUCCAACGUGCGAAGCUUCAACUCCAACCCGUACUGUGUGAUACAGGUGGGCAGCAGUACAGCACAGACGAGCACAGUCAAAGCAACCACAAACCCCGAUUGGAAUGACAACCCUUUCUUUUUCAUCGUCUAUCACAGAGAUCAAGAACUCCUGAUCGAUGUCAGAGAUGAUGAUGGCGGUUUUCUGCAGCGAAACUUUGUCGGACUCCUUGGGCGCUUGCGCAUUACGGUUCGUGAGCUACUUUCACACAGGCCUCGACCAGACUCAGGGGCCUGCCGUUUUGCACUGGAUACUUCGCAGGUCAAACGCGGGCUGCUUCAUGUAGAUGAUCCGGUCAACACUGGAGUACCCUCAGAGCUGGAUGUUCUUGGCAGGUGGUUUGAGAUUUCUCAACGCAUGCCAGACAUUGAGCAUGCCCCUGCCUGUGCGCCUGGUGGCAUAAUCUUGGUGGAGCUUCAUGGUGGAACUGGGUUCCCAGAGGAACUCGCAGGUUCAAGCUUGACCAGUUUGUUCUGGGCCUGCUCGCUGAGCGAAGAUGGAGUGCAUGGCAGUAGCUACCGCAGUUCCGCAGGGAGGCGGUCUCCUGAGGAGCCCGAUUUCCAUUUGCCCAUACCCCAGUGCCUGUAUCAGGCCAUUGACCAGCUCACGGCUAGAGGUGUUGAGCCUAAAGAGGUGGCUGAUAUCGUUCAGGUUGACCAUGCGCAAGUCCUUCAGUACCUGUCUGCCAAGUCGCGCUUUCUACAAGAUGUGUCCGCGCGGCAGCUGGAGACUGGUGAGGAUCACUGUGUCGAAGUGGCAUGGCACGAAACGUUGGCGAUGCUUGUUGCCAAGCCACUUGCGACUCAUGUCCAUCUCACUCUCUUACAUGCUGACCGUGUUCUCGGUGACGUUGAGCCCAUCAGAGUCGCGGAUGCGCUAUCCGGUGCCGGGCAACUGCGGAGGUUGUGCAGUUUUCGUCCGGCAGAUGCGGCUGGAGCUGCCCACUACCUCGAACGUCCAGGCAAGCUCUCGGCAUGGAUGUUCCCAGCAUGCACUGCGCCCGCUCCAUCCACGAAGCGCUUCAAGCCUGUGCGCAUGGAAGUUUCUUUGCGCUACCAAUCCCUCGCGCCGCGAAUAGAAUCGGCCUGA